GCCCAGACAUAAGUGUGGCUGCUCUCUUCUCUUCCUACUCCUCUUCCUCCUCCGUUGUUGUAGCGCAUUGCGCAUAUCUCUACAAUCCCCUUCGGGACUAGCAACUAAUCGUUCCUUUUGUUUCUCCCGUUUUUCGUGGUACCCAAAUUUCCUCCCCCGAGUUUCGUUUUGAUAUAUCCUAAAUCUCGGCUCGUCUGUUUCAAGGUGGUGGUACUAGUUUGGAGUGCGGGAGCCGCAAGUUCGAGUAGUAUAUAUAAAUAUAUUUGGCUGUGUGCGGAGUGACAGAGCUGUUUGAGAGUGUUUGUGAGAUUGUUUGUAUAUCUAAGCGUUCGUGCCUGUUGUAGUUUUUUCAUAUUCUUCGUUGUGCACUAUAUCCCUCGUUCGGAUCGGAGCGUGUUGGUUCGGGUUUAUGUGCGUCGAGUUGCGGGCGUGGAAAUUUAUCGAGUUGGGUUUUUGGGUUUGAUGCUCGAUGCGUAGCCGGCCACUUGUGUGAGUACUUGGAAGUGAGUGAUGGACUGUGAGUUGUAGCAUACGGAAGAGCUGCUCUCGGUGAGGCGAGGACAGUUUGAGAGGAUCAAUUUACAGGCUGGGUUCAGUGAGUUUGGGGCUGCUUGAGCUCUUAAAAGAGUCGGGCGAUACGGGGUCAUAAGAAUCAUUUCCAGGACGGAGCCAGAAAGCUUCCACACGACCACCAGCAUGACAGGGAAGAGGCCCCGCGCAUUGACACGCACUGCGAGUGUGUCGCAGUUAGGUUCCGGUAACCUCUCUCAGGAGUUUUCGCCCCUGCCGGAAAAUCCCAAGGAGAAGUUGAAGCCUACUAUCAAGGACCCUCCCUCCUGCGCUCCGCGCGUGGUCAUCGGUUUCGAUCCCAAGCCUGCGUCUGCACAAGGACCCUCUUACAGCGAAUGUGGUGGUGUUUCCCCGAAAUCUUCUCCUUGCUCACCUUGUUUUCAGGACAAGGCCUCCUCUCCCCGUUCCGCUCUCAAUAGCCUUUUUUCGCGCCAGCCGCGUUGCGUGAAGCCGAGCGAUGGGGUGGGCUUGGGCAUUGUACUUCACGCCCAUUCCCCUGCUCCCGUUCUCUUUGUGGAAGACAUUAAAACCAGCAUAAACGAAAGGUCCGUCGAAGCUGCUGAUCACAUUUCCAUACCCGUCCGCGAGGAUAUCAGUCCUCAACGUUACUGGGACAUCCCGGUUGUACAAUCUCGUCGCCAUAGUCACCCCAUUCCUACCCCAGGAAUUAGUCCUUGCCAUUUCAGUAACCAGAUCACCAACCAUCAGCACCCCGAGAACAGGCCAGUAAUGAAAGGCCCUAAGCACCACCAAGAGGUGCGGCCGAUUCUCGGAUGGAUGGAGCAAGAUACCUUGAAGGUUGAUCGCCGUGACACAUUCCUGCUUGCAGCCUCGCCCGCUCGGGGAAGCCUUGUAGUGGGAGAUGAUACGGCUGCAUUAACUGCUACUACCCACUUUCUGGAUGAGUGCUCAUUUUGCAAGAGACAUCUUCCCGAGGACAAAGAUAUAUUUAUGUAUAGAGGAGACAAAGCCUUCUGCAGCGUCGAGUGCCGGUCUCAGCAGAUGUUAAUGGACGAGCGUAGCAAGAACUGCUCCUCCUCCGCCUUGAAACGAGGACCAGUGAUGCCCUCACGGCGAAGUGUUGCUCCAGCGUCCUCUGUUGCGGCAGCGUAGGAGCACGAUUUUGGUAACUUGUGUGUCCAUGAUGGCAACAUCGCUGGUUCCGCUACGGGUGUAUCGGAGUCGAGACGAAUCAUGUAUAGUGGGGAGGUGGACUUCAUCUGCGGAGGUUUCAUGUAUACAGCACCUUGUUUGCUUGCUUUUCAGCGAGCAAGACAUGGAGACAGGGAAUAUGAAGAAGGGUGCAGUUGUCUGCGACUACACAACCCACUGCAGAGAGGCGAUCGCAGUUUUUUUGUUCUAUUGAGGAUGAUAUACUAAAAAUCUAGAAAAAAACCGUGUAAAAUCUUACUGAUGAAUGACACUGUAGAUAGGUAUGUACCGACGACUUCAAUUUCUUCUCUUCUCCCGCUGAGGGCUUGCUGGAAAAGCAGUUUUGUACAGCGAUUGUAUGCUCCUGGAGCACUCGGAACUUCUCCACUUGCCGUUCGCAUUCUUUUUUGGUUGAAACAGUGGACACGAGGAGGUUACACACAUAUACAUGUGACCUUCGAGGUUUGUAGGCAAAUGAGCGGAUUGUAGCUGAUGAGAGAUAUUACACUGGAUUGCAUCUUUUCGAAUGUCAAGUUGGACUAGCAUAUGACCCAGGCAAAUCAAGAACGAGUUGACAUGAUGCGAGAGACUGGCAAAGGAUGAUGUAUUUAACACAUUCCAUUGGAAACCUGCCCUGCAAUGUAACACUUUGGUCUUCAUGGAGGUCAUACUCCAUCUUGUCAUUGGAAGCUUGUAGGAUUGGAAACAAAUGACUUAUUCUAGCGCUAGCUUCGGCGAUUUGGGAGUGACGCGCACUGAUGAUGGUAGCCAUGGAAACAGGAUUCUCUGUUUUUGGGGCUGUUUUUGUUCACCCCACUAUCUUUAUGAAUAAGGCUGACUUUCUAACGUGAAAGUUUGUUCUCUCUA
Molecule: messenger RNA, 2589 nt
Organism: Physcomitrium patens
Lineage: Eukaryota; Viridiplantae; Streptophyta; Bryopsida; Funariales; Funariaceae
Source: RefSeq, a predicted model, not a curated record